Messenger RNA from Syzygium oleosum, 2594 nucleotides. Its product is annotated as preprotein translocase subunit SCY2, chloroplastic. Gene Ontology annotation, molecular function: transmembrane protein transporter activity; signal sequence receptor activity. Gene Ontology annotation, cellular component: plastid envelope; membrane. The transcript has 13 exons. NCBI's taxonomy places the organism in Eukaryota, Viridiplantae, Streptophyta, Magnoliopsida, Myrtales, Myrtaceae. The coding region runs from base 88 to 1824 and encodes 578 amino acids. Gene Ontology annotation, biological process: chloroplast organization; thylakoid membrane organization; protein localization to chloroplast. The record is from RefSeq and is a predicted model, not a curated record.
UCCUUUCUUUGCCUCGCGGGUUUUUCUUCUUUCAUGAGCACGAACUGCGAAGUGUGUCCGCCGAGUAAAAGCUAAAGCUCGCCGGCCAUGGAGGCAACGCUUCUCAGCCCGAGCUUCUUCCAUUGCGGACCUUUCGCCGUCAGACGCAGUUUCUCCCGAGGUCCGGAGAGGGAAGGAAUUCUAUCUAAUAGUACUCUGUGUGAGGGAACUCGGUUAUCCCUGAAGACAACUUAUUCGCAACCCGGCAGUGGACACCUGCUGCUGAACAACCGGCAUUUUCCCUCGAGAGCAAAGCAAAAGUUCUCCGUUUACUGUUCAACUAGUAAUAAAAACGAGUACCUGAAUGACCAGGCUGCAUCUUUGCACUCUCUGACCCUUGAAGCUGUUCCAGUGCGAUCGGAAGCAGGAGAAGAGUCUCCCAAUCUUCACGAUCUGAGUAGCUCCAGGAUUCUUCAAACAAAACCUAAAGCAUUUAGAAAUAGAUUUUUGAACUUCGUCCGUCUAAGUUCUGUCCUCAAUAAUGCUGCUGAAUAUUUUUUUAAGAGCGAGAUGCGAAGAAGAUUAUUUGUGACGGCAGCAUUGCUUAUAAUAAGUCGUGUCGGCUAUUUCAUUCCUUUGCCCGGAUUUGACAGACGAGCGAUGCCUCAAGAUUAUCUCAGCUUUGUGUCAGGAUCCGUUGAUGAACUUGGUGAUUUGACAACCGAGCUUAAGUUGUCAUUUUUCCAGCUUGGGAUCAGUCCCCAGAUAGUAGCAUCCAUUCUUAUGCAGGUGCUAUGUCAUGUUGUUCCCUCCUUGGUAAAGCUGCGGAAAGAAGGCUUAGAUGGCCACGAGAAGAUUAAGAGUUAUAUAUGGUGGAUCUCCCUUGGUUUUGCAAUACUGGAGGGUAUCAUUGUGUCUUGUUAUUCUCUGCCAUAUUCAAUUUAUGCAACCACUAGCAGGGUCAAGCAUGUUAUGGUGACUACUCUUUUAUUGGUCUGCGGUGCAAUGACCAUGACUUGGAUAUGUGACACUGUAUCAGAGUCGGGAUUUGGUCAAGGAUCAUCUCUGAUUAUAUGCUUGGGAAUAUUAACUGGUUACAAAGACACCUUGCUCAAGGUGUUAUCUAAGCUCUCAGGAAGUGCUGUGAGUUGGUGGCCUUAUGUGCUCGCAGUUUUGGGUGUUUUCACUACAGUCACUAUGUGGGCAGUUGUUGUGACAGAGGGCUGCAGAAAGAUUAAGCUGCAGUACUAUGGUUUUAAACUUGCAUCCUCAGCAAGAGGUGAAUCACCGAUCACAGAAGUGGAGCCCUAUAUCCCCUUCAACAUCAAUCCAUCCGGAAUGCAGCCUGUUCUGACCACUUCAUAUCUCUUGGCAUUUCCCAGCAUUCUUGCAAGUAUCCUGGGUUCACCUUUCUGGGAGCGUGUCAAGCAGAUUUUGAACCCUGAAAAUUCAAUUGGUGCUGAGCCGUGGGUUUACUAUUCGAUAUAUGCUUUUUUCGUCUUCUUGUUCAACAUAUUUGACAUUGCCAACUUGCCAAAGGAAAUCGCUGAUUACUUAAAUAAGAUGGGUGCUCGAAUACCAAAUAUUAAGCCUGGGAAGGCUACCAUUGAAUACCUUACAAAGAUCCAAGCAUCGUCUCGUUUUUGGGGUGGUUUAUUGUUAUGUAUUCUAGCAACUACAUCCAGCAUUUUGGAUCACUACUUACGCCGUAUCAAUGAAGGAUUCGCAAUCGGGUUGACAUCUGUGUUAAUCAUUGUGGGUUCGAUCAUUGAGUUAAGAAGGUCCUACCAGGCAUACAACGUAAUGCCCAGUUUAAGCAAAGCUCUUAGACGAUAUGGUGUAUGACAUUAUCAGAGGAGAGGAAGUCUCUGUUUCAAGUUAGUGACGGUGUUCUUUCUGUCAAUUUAACAUCCUGGACUCUGGCAUAAUGUACCCCUUGAUGCCUUGUGAUCAUUAAAUCUCUUAAUGCAGCACGGAGGGAACGUCGCAAGUUUUCUCAUGAAUAUGGAAGAACCAACUACUUGGCUCUAAUCAUCCUAUGUUCCCCUGUGUGUUCCGCUUGCUAAUGAUAAGGAGAAGGCUCCUGCAAUGAGCGAAGUGCCGGUGCCCAUUGAACCAACCGGCCUGCAAGAAACUGAAGAUUGAAAACCAACCAAGCCUCAUAAUAUUUAUGAAGAGGGCAUUGUCUUCAAGAUGGUUUGAUGACCCCCAAGCUUGUCAGUCUGGAUGAUUCCCCGGUCUGUGGUAACCCUGCAUAGUUAGAGGUCGCUGCUCACCCCGUGUAAGGUCAAGCAUCCAGAAUCUUGUCGACGAUAAUCAUCUGAGUGCUGUAUAAGUGAGGGGCCUUCGGUACCUGGGGCGGUACUCUGAUUUGCUUAGAGGUGUAUAUAACUGGACGUGUUGCUUGGUGCUUUCCCGCAUCUUGCCUUCCUGCGAAAGGAAGUUGCAUAUUAACUUUUUGGUCGGCCUCUGUAGAUGUUAUCAUCGGGUGUUUUGGCAAUGUAAUUCGUAAAUUUAUGUUUUAUCAUGGCUCAUGAGCUAAAACUCCUCUCAUCCCAAUCACAUGUGUAAUCAACUCAAUACUCUCCCUAAGUUGGUAGGUACAUUCAUGGUCU